Molecule: messenger RNA, 372 nt
Organism: Linum trigynum
Lineage: Eukaryota; Viridiplantae; Streptophyta; Magnoliopsida; Malpighiales; Linaceae
Source: the annotation of a GenBank genome assembly
AUGAACAGAGCUAAUGAGGUGGAUGGAGACUCCUUUGCCGAGAAGCUCGUGAAUUCGAUCGAGGAACGAAGCCUUGACGUCAUGCAAGUCAAGCAAGUUCUUCUUCAUCAACACAACCGUCCCCAUGAUCUUAUUGCUGCUGUUGUUGGUGCUGCUGCUGCUACUGGUGCUGCCAUUCUCGGUUAUGGCGAUAUCUCUGGGCUGCACACAGCAACUUUCCAUGACUUUCUGCAACAUUUUUUCACCCUGCUCGGUUUGGAAGGGAGGAAGGAAAACAGAGGGAAGGAAGGAAGGAAGAUUCGAAGAGUGGGUGUUGAAGUGGGAUCUGCGGGGAAGGAAUGGAGUGGAGAUAUUGGUCAUGUAUUUUUAUAG